AUGAAACGAAAGGUUGGCUCGGCAGUUGGAAACAAGAACUACGAUAAUAAAAUCUGUGUGGCGGAGAUUUUCAAGAAGGCACGAACGAAACAAUCCAAUAAGCGAGAGAAAAGUCUAAUCAGUAAUAAAGAAGAAAUAAGGAAACGGAAGAGUAGAAGAAAUAUUUUUGUGGCGGAGAAGGUGGUAGUGGUAAUGGAAAAAAGUGUUCGUGCUAGUGGAACUAUUAUCGUUACCAAUAAUAAUAUAGUGGAG
Molecule: messenger RNA, 252 nt
Organism: Ambispora gerdemannii
Lineage: Eukaryota; Fungi; Glomeromycota; Glomeromycetes; Archaeosporales; Ambisporaceae
Source: the annotation of a GenBank genome assembly